AUGUCCUCGCGCAACGAAAAUUAUCGUGAGAUCACUUGGCAAGAAUUUCAAACCAAGUUGCUCGAUAUGGGCCUCGUGCAAAAGCUGGAUGUAAUGAAUAACAACGCUGUGCGAGUUGCGUUGAGACCCGAGGCCGCCGACGUGAUUACCACGCCGCACCGAAAGUACUACUUCCGAAUUGGCUCUGUUGAUAUAUUUGAACGACAUAUGGAAGAAGCGCAAAACCGACUCAAUAUACCCAGUUCGGAACGAAUUCCUAUAGCAUACCAUCAAGACGUUUCCGUCAUAAAUGCCAUACUCCAGCUAGCCCCUACGCUGCUUUUGAUAGGCUUCUUUUUGUACAUGGCCAAACGUGCAACUGGAGCCGCCAGUCAACAAGGCCCAGGAGGGUUAUUCAAUAUCGGUAAAAGCCGAGCAAAAUUAUUCAAUCAGGAAAGCAAAGUUCGCAUUUCUUUCAAAGAUGUGGCCGGGGCGGACGAAGCCAAGGAGGAAAUCAUGGAAUUUGUAAAGUUUCUGAAAAAUCCCGCCGCUUACGAACGAUUAGGUGGAAAAAUACCUCGAGGCGCGAUAUUAUCGGGUCCACCCGGUACGGGCAAAACAUUGCUUGCGAAAGCCACCGCCGGUGAAGCGGGAGUCCCCUUCUUGAGUGUGAGUGGUUCCGAAUUUGUGGAAAUGUUCGUCGGCGUAGGACCUUCGCGUGUGCGGGAUCUGUUUGCCACCGCCAAGAAAAAUGCACCAUGCAUUAUCUUUAUUGACGAAAUUGACGCGAUCGGCAAAGCGCGUGGCAAAGGAGGCCAGUUUGGAGGCAAUGAUGAGCGCGAAAGCACGCUAAACCAGUUAUUGGUGGAAAUGGACGGAUUCAACACGAGCGAGCAUGUGGUGGUCCUGGCAGGCACUAAUCGUCCGGAUGUGCUGGAUCCGGCUUUACUACGUCCUGGACGGUUCGAUCGCCGUGUAACCAUUGAUCGUCCGGAUGUCAAGGGUCGUCAACAAAUAUUCAAAGUGCAUCUCAAACCCAUUACACUGGGGGUGACGGAUAUAGACGCCUUGACUGAAAAACUGGCCAAUUUAACGCCUGGAUUUGCCGGCGCCGAUAUCCACAAUGUGUGCAAUGAAGCAGCCUUGAUCGCAGCGCGACAUAGAAAAGAUACCGUGACGGAACCGGAUUUUGAGCAAGCCAUUGAACGCGUGAUUGCCGGAAUAGAGAAAAAGUCGCGUGUGUUAUCACCUGAAGAAAAGAAAACCGUCGCUUAUCAUGAGGCAGGUCACGCUGUGGCGGGCUGGUUCCUUCAAUACGCGGAUCCGUUACUAAAGGUAUCGAUCAUUCCCCGAGGAGCCUCCGCCUUGGGUUACGCGCAAUACCUUCCAAAGGAUCAAUAUCUGUACAGUGAAAAGCAAUUGCUGGAUCGUAUGUGUAUGACCCUCGGCGGACGAGUAGCCGAGGAACUCCACUUUGACACCAUCACAACGGGGGCCCAGGAUGAUUUGCAAAAAGUGACCAAAAUGGCCUAUGCGCAAGUAUCUGCAUACGGAAUGAGCUCCAAAGUGGGUCCAUUAUCAUUUGACGAUCCAUCGCAGCAAGAACCCCAAUUUCAAAAACCGUAUUCGGAAACCACCGGCCAAAUGAUUGAUGCUGAAGUUCGCAAACUCGUUGACGAAGCGUACCAAAGAACGACACGACUUUUGCAAGAGAAAAAACCGCUCAUUAAUAAAGUAGCGCAGCUGCUUCUGGAAAAAGAGGUCAUUACAAAGGAAGAUAUGGAAAGACUACUCGGGAAGCGGCCUUUCUCGACGGAUACGUCGCCAACCCACCGUCCCAAUGAGGAAAUCUCGCCUCCACCGUUCCCUCAGGACACACCACCCGACGAUGUUAAAUUUAAAAAUGUGUAA
This is a messenger RNA of Radiomyces spectabilis, 1890 nucleotides long. RefSeq names its product peptidase family M41-domain-containing protein. NCBI's taxonomy places the organism in Eukaryota, Fungi, Mucoromycota, Mucoromycetes, Mucorales, Radiomycetaceae. Gene Ontology annotation, cellular component: membrane; m-AAA complex. The coding region runs from base 1 to 1890 and encodes 629 amino acids. Gene Ontology annotation, biological process: mitochondrial protein processing; protein-containing complex assembly. Gene Ontology annotation, molecular function: ATP binding; ATP hydrolysis activity; metalloendopeptidase activity. The record is from RefSeq and is a predicted model, not a curated record. The transcript has 3 exons.